Molecule: messenger RNA, 2777 nt
Organism: Aplysia californica (California sea hare)
Lineage: Eukaryota; Metazoa; Mollusca; Gastropoda; Aplysiida; Aplysiidae
Product: dipeptidyl peptidase 9
Biological process (GO): proteolysis
Molecular function (GO): dipeptidyl-peptidase activity; serine-type peptidase activity
Source: RefSeq, a predicted model, not a curated record
CAAAAAUUUGUCAGUGCCAGAAUAGCCUGACUGAGACAGGCUGACUGACUGGCAACUAGCAACUGGCAAUAUAGGCUAGGCCUAAGAAUCUUGAUCUAGAAUUUACUGCUGGAGACAACUCUGUGGUUCAAGGAGAGUUUGGGAAGCAUGGCUUCUGAGUUAUUUGACACAUAUGACCUAAAAGUAGGGUCACCCCCGAAACCUUCUAAUGGCCACAAGAAAACAUGGAGGGAACUUCAGAAUACUGUCAGGGAAACCAGGAAAGCAAUAGCUCGCUUGACGCCCUCUGUGCCAUGCAAUUUUCAGUUUCGCACAAUCACAGAUGAGUUUGGUAACACCAUCACUCGGCUUUAUUUUCUUGGUGCUCUUGAAAUGGGCAAGGACAGUACUUUACUCCAAGCUGAUAUACCAGACACGCCUCUGAGUCAGCCAAUGGGAGGAGGAGAUGCCUCAUCGUCUCAGGCUGACAGUGCCGGAGGGGAUGCUUGGUCGCAGAGCCUGCCGGCCUUGUGGGCGUCGGCUUUGUUCUCGAGCCAACCGAGCGGGACGGCUGCACCGAUGUCGCGGGAGGAACAGCUACUCAGAGAGCGCAAGAGGCUCUGCUCCUAUGGGCUGACCUCGUACGAGCUGAGCCGAGAGGACGGACUGUUUGUCAUUCCCGCCAGUAACAGUCUCUACGUCUGCCAUGACUCGGGGGAUGGUGCCCCGGUACCAACAGAGGUCCCAACCAUGACCUAUGGAGCUCGGCUGGAUCCGAAGCUCUGCCCGUCCAACACAGACCUCCUGGCUUUUGUGCAUGAAGCUGACCUGUGGCUGACCUGCCUUGGUACUGGCAAAGAGAUCAGACUCACGUACGCCCGCAAUAGUUUCCCCUCGAGGCUGGAGGAGGAGUACUUAAGUGCCGGGGUGCCCAGUUUCGUCAUCCAGGAGGAGUUUGACCGCUACACGGGCUACUGGUGGUCACCUGUCUGCCAGAGACCUUCAGAUGGCAAACGGGUUUACCAUAUUCUUUACGAGGAAGUCGACGAGUCAGACGUUGAUAUCGUGUCUCUCUUCGCCCCGACAGAACACGAUACGAGCACGGAUCAGUACAGGUAUCCUAAAGCGGGUACCGCCAACGCUUUAAGCAAUCUGAAGCUGCUGGAGAUUAGUCUGUUCUUCUCCGGGCCCACAACACAAGUGACGGAUAUACAAGUGACAGAACGCAGUCUGAAGCCUGGCCUGUUCCAGAUGUGUCCGUGGGGAGAGUACUUGGUCCGGGCGGGCUGGACAGCCGACGGGAACUAUGUAUAUGCUGUGGUGAUGGACCGGCUACAGAUGAGGCAGGCUGUGCUGCUCAUUUCCCCGUACUCGUUCCGCUCGGAGGCGGCCGACGGCCCGGCUCCCCAUAUACAGUGCAUUUUUGAGGAAACUACAGACGUCUGGAUAAACGUUCACAACUGCAUCCACUUCCUCCCACAAACGUCUGAGUCGGAGAUCUCCUUCAUCUUUGCCUCUGAGAAGUCGGGCUUCUGCCACCUCUACCUCAUCACCUCAAAGCUCCGCCCCCAGGGGGUGGGAUUUCUUCACAGUGGGCAGGGCGACGGGCCAGAGAGUUACCCGUCCCAGGCUGUCAAGGAAGUGGUCUUGACCUCAGGCCAGUGGGUCGUUCUUCCAGAGCAGGUGCUGGUGGACGAGGCGCGUCAGAUGGUGUACUUCAUGGCGCUCAAGGACACUCCUCUAGAGCAUCAUCUCUACGCUGUCUCGUACAGCCAGCCGACCCCGAUGACUCCCAUACGUCUCACGUCACCGGGCUCUUCCCACAGUGUACAUAUUAGUGAGGACUUCAGUAAGUUUGUUACAGUGUUCAGCUCCCUCCAGUCCCCGCCCCAGAGCUGUGUGUACAGCAUACAGCACACCGGGCCCGCUGACCUUUCCUUUCAGCCCAUCGGUCAACUCACACCAAAGACAGCCACCCUGGGCUACACCCCUCCCAGUCUCUUCCAGUACCCGAGUCGAGCUGGUCAUGUGACAUAUGGCCUCUACUUCCUGCCCCGAGGCUAUGAACAGGGUCGCCGCUAUCCCACAGUCCUAUUUGUGUAUGGAGGGCCACAAGUCCAGAUGGUCUCGAAUUCGUUCAAGGGCCAAAAGCUGCUGCGACUCCACACACUGGCGGCUGAGGGCUACGCUGUUGUCGUCAUUGAUGGCCGGGGGUCUUCCAAUCGGGGUCUGGCUUUUGAGUCAGUGCUGAAGAACCAGUUGGGUACCGUGGAAAUAAAUGACCAGGUGGAAGGACUUCUGUGGCUGGCCUCGCAGACAGACUUUAUUGACAUGUCCCGAGUGGCCAUUCAUGGCUGGUCUUACGGGGGCUACCUGUCCCUGCUUGGAUUGGCACAAAGAGGAGACGUCUUUAAGGGAGAACAAACUUUUGCUCAUCCAUGGCCUGAUAGAUGAGAACGUUCACUUCCUCCACUCCAGCUCUCUCAUACAGCAGCUGAUUACCCACUGUAAACCUUACCAGUUACAGGUGUACCCCAAUGAACGCCAUGGCAUCAGGAACCAUGAGGCCAGCGAGCAUUACAAGACCACCAUGCUACAGUUCCUGCAGGAGCACUUGUGACCUUUGAACCCUCGUUUACACCCUGGUAGGGUAGGCACAGGGGAUGUGAAAAAAAGACAAAGAUUAAAUAGAGAGAAUGAAAAGAAAGAUUAAAAUUGAACAUAGAGGAUGGAAAGAAAGACUAAGACUAAAUAGAGAGGAUGGAAAGAAAGACGAAAGUGUAUAGAGACGAUGGAAA